Messenger RNA from Amoebophrya sp. A120, 5656 nucleotides. Lineage: Eukaryota; Dinophyceae; Syndiniales; Amoebophryaceae. The record is from the annotation of a GenBank genome assembly.
CCCGCACUGGAUCAGCAUGGCAAUCUGAUGCUUUGCAAAAGUUUUUUUCAUCACUUCGCUUCUUUUUUAUUCAUUUCAGGCACUAUGAACAUACCCAUCGUUAUUUUCAGUUGUAUUGGCGACCAGUUUAUGUUUUUCAAUCUUUUACGUGACCCCUCAACUCACACACUGAUUAUCCAAGCGUAUUCAUAACUUCAAAAACAAAAUCACCCAACGUGAAGACUACAUUCUGUUAGGUACUUGAAUAGGAACAAAAUCAUGAUUUUUAAAUAGUUCGGGUCCACCGCUUCGACCGGACAGCGACCGCAUGAGAACAAUGCUGUAGCGCACGGACUUAUACGUUGAAAAGGAGAAGCAGAGUUCGCACUCCUGACGCCUCUGAGUAUCCCGUUCCGCGACACCAUGGCCGCCCCCGGACAGCAGCAGCAGCUUUUGGCUCCGGGGCUGCUGGACCGGAUUUUAUCCGCCCUGGCGCGCACCCACGAGCCGCGCACGCCCCCGAACGAAAGGCGCGAGGCCCAGCAGUUUCUGAUCGGUUUGGAGUCGUCGGAGCAGACCCACGACAUCGCGUUUCAACUGUUGCAGAUGACGCUGACGGACACCCAAACCAGCCAAUACAAGCCGGCGGUCCAGCACUUUGCGUUCCAGCUGUUACAGAAGGCGAUCAAGGCCUUCUACUUGAGCAAAUGGACGGAAAAUGAACGCGUUCUCGUGAAGCAGUUCCUGCUCACCCAGGUCUCUCCGGAGAAGAUUCAGCCGAUGAAGUUUGUGUUGACCAAGUACGCGUCCUGUCUGGUGGAAAUCGCCAAGCGCCAGGAGUGGCCGGAACUCUUUGACGCUAGUGGGAACAGCAGCUACUCGCUCUUGAACUGCGGGACUGGAGCUACAGUAAAUGCAGCGAAUUCAGCUUCGCCCCAGGUAAACAAAGACCCUAACACAGCAGUGCUUGUCCUCCGGUUACUCGCGGAAUCUGUGGGCGACGGCGUUAUGCCGGUUAAGGAUUUGCCGGUGAAGCGGAAGAAGGAGCUGCAGAAUAGCUUGAAGGAGCGAGGAAAAAUGAUGUUCCAGUGGAUGCAGGCGUUCCCGAACAUCUCAAAUCAGGAGAAGAUUCUUUUCAUCAAGGCAUUCACGCCAAUUUUGGGCUUGGCGUACCUUCUUUCCCAGAAGUUCGACGACGCGCUGAUCAGCAUUCUAGAGAAGAGCGACGACGACAAGGAGCGCGAGGAGGUGAUUUUGACUUUCGCGGAGUGGUCGGUCACUCCUCUGUACGCCAAGACGAAGGGAGGCGGAGGCGGAAACAGUAGCAACAAUGCGGGACAACAGCAACAGCAGCCGACGGUGAUCCAGAAGGACGACGUCCGCCGGCUGUGCGAGAAUCUGAACAAACUUUGCUCUUCGAUGACGCAGCAGGUCCACGCGCAACAGAACAGCUCGAAUUUCGUGCAGCAGGAAGACAUGCUCGCGCAGCACCGGCAGAUCGUGACGAUUGUGAAAGAUUUCGUUUUGACCAACGCCGAAUCCUUGAACAAAGAGUUCUUGCACGAGCAGGGAAACGCCAAUAACCCAUCCACACAACCAAAAUCCAACCCGAUUUCCAUUCUCUGGCGCGCCUUGCUGCUUCACUCUGCGCGCUACCCGAGCUACUUCAUCGCGUCAGAAGCGUUUCUGGCGCUGAAAACACUGGCGAAGCCGUGGAAGGAUUUGUCGGAAAACAUGACGUCGUUCCUGAAGCUGGACGAGAUCGUGGAGGUGUGUUUACUGCGGAUGUGGAAGCCGCCAGUCAUGGACCAGCAAAACGUGAACAGUGUCGGUCAGACUCAAAAUUCUAGUCAAAAACUGCACCCGUUGAUCGCGAAAUGUCUGCAAUCCGCGACGGGGAGCGAAAUCCAGGCACUGCAGUGGCUGCAGGUGUUGCAGCAGUCCAAGCAGAUUGAGCAGGAAUUGUUGGACUACAGCGCGAAUUCGGAAUUCGGAAUGUUGAAAAACUGCGUUUACCUGUUUCUCCAAACCUUGUCCGAGGUCGGCGGCGAAAAGUUUUUCGUACCUUUGGUGGGGAAAGUGCGGGAGCUGGUCAGGCUAAUUUUGACUAACGAAGGUGCGGAUCAAGUCGUGGAAACGGCAGUGAAGGUAUAGAAUAUUUGUGAUAGGGAGGUUUAUCUUCUGGAUUGACUUGACUUCUAUGUUACGUCGUGUUCUGGAUGUGGAGUUCAGUAUCUAUGCUACACUUGCAGCUUAUUUCUAUGCACAAAUCUAACACGUAUUAUGCAAAUCCCACAUCACCACAGAUCCCCGCCUUGGAAGCGUCUCUUGGCUUCCUGACCCGGCUGACACCGUACCUGAUCGCGAAGAUGACGAAGGAGAUGAAAGCGUCCAAGAAACACCUCGAAGAGGGCCGGCAGCAACGAGCGGCGCCGCCCACCUACCCGAACCUGGUCGCGGACCCGGGGAACUGCGUGGACAACGUUUUGUCGCUGAUCAACGAGCUCGUCGCAUACGAAAACACGAUGCUGGUAGAGCAGCAGCAAAGCAGAUUACACCAGCAGCCGGCCUACGAGGGCGGCGAGCAGAACCAGCCACCAUGGUUGAAGCUAGAAACGGUGCGUUUGGAAUUUGUCGGGCAGGUCAGUACGAUUUACCCGGUGCGGCCCCAGGUGGUGGUGCCCGUCAUGGACUAUUUGUUCCAAAGAAUAGAAGCCCAGAUCGCGACGUCCACUGCACAGAAUUCUAUGGGCAUUGCGGCAAACACAACGACGACCGGUCCUAUCUCCGCCGCGGAGCAGGCGUCUCUAGUACAGAUGGAGCUCCAGCGCAAGGCGCUGACCUGUUUGACGACGAUCUGUAAAAACGGGCAGAACGCGGUUUUGGUGCAUUUGGACACGUUGAUGACGAAAGCGCAGAAGGUGCACUCUUCCUUAACGAAGAACAACCAGCAGCUAUUGACCCAGGCACUCGUUGCAGCGGCAAGCUCUGAUUUCCGGAAGCAGAGGGAGAUCGUGACGCUCGCCAGCUCUGGCACCGUUCAGGAUUGGACGAGCGGGAAAAUUGCGCGGAUCUGCUGCAACGAAGAAAACCUGCUGAGAAACGCCCUUCUCCCGCAGCGCGAGGCGGCGGCGGUUUCGCAGAAGGGCGGGAGUGCCAGCAGCAGCGGUGCGUCCAUUCCGGAGAAGCACACGCACAAGUCGUUGUAUUUCCAGGACGCGAAGCUGGUUUCGCAAGCGUUGCAGUCGUAUCUGAUGAUCCUGAAGCACACGAGCGCGAACAUCAGUCCCUACAUUUUGAAGGCGGACACGGCGGCGGAUAACGGCCAAGGCCAGCCGGUGCAACAGCAGCAGCAAAGCACCACCGCCGACGGUGAUGAGGCGCAAAAGCCGAACGCGUUCGUGGUACAGCGCAACCCCGCGGGGGAGUUGGUGAGGCAGAUUUUGCCGAAUCUGUUUCAGCUUUUAAAGUCCUUCUUCCACGCCUACCCCUCGGAUUGGCUGCUCACCAACCAGGCCUUUGUGGAGCAGACGGAGUGGCUGAUGAUCAUGGGGAGCGAAAAGACGCACGGCAGCACCGAGCCAACCACCAGUAGCACAACGGUUGAGCAGGGGACGAACGUUGGCGAAAGCGGGGCAGACCAAGCGAGCUCCUCGGCCAGCAGCAGUGCGAGUCGCCAGUGCUACGACCAGAAUCCGAACUGCAGACGCGAUGAUUACGACCGGGAAGCGGGCAUUUGGCUGUUCAACAUCCGAUUUUCCGCGAUCCGCACGCUCGGCGCCUGCGCCGAGGCUGCGGACGGCUUCUGGUCCAGCACGUCUGGCACCGGACAGACCCAGCAUUUGAACGAGCAGAAUGUGCUGAGUUUUAUCCAGGAGCUCUGCAGCUUGAUCAACGAGACUUUUCCCAAAUCCAGCCCCCACCACGUGGAGUUGUUCUACAAGCACGUUUUCCUCUCCAUGUUCGCGCACACGGAAAACGGGAAGCAGAAGUUGUUGCAGAAUGAACUCUGCCGUUUGAUCUGCCAAUCCGAGCUGAUUCCGACGUUGGUGAGGCAAACCGUUGCGGUUUUUGAACGAUAUUGGCAUCUGAUACAACACCAGCAGGACCCCACGGGGAAAAACUCAACAUGUAACCCAGCAAACUCCAUGCUGCAAGCGUUUCCCUCGUUCGAGCCGGUGGUGGUCACAUCUCUUCUUUCUCUCACUCGCACCGUCGCGUCCGCGUGGACACGGUUGGUGGUUUGCGGCUUCGGCGGCGGCCACAGUUCCGUUUUCGUGGACUACUCCACCCGGGUUGAAGCCAGGCCCUUCAGUUGGGUAGAUUUCCUCUUCCGCGGCGGGUCAAACACGACGACGACGCUGUUGCAGGGAAUUCUUUUCCUGCUAAAAAUCCCGGACCCCGAGGGGCAGAACCGGUUCGGCGCGCUGCUGCGGAUUUUCCUUGUCCAACUCUGGAGCACCGGGAGUCUGCACUGCCUGUUGCAUGAGAAGCAGCUUUUGCAGGCGAUUACGAACGCUGCAGGCGGCAGUUCUGCUGUUGUACAGCGCCCGUUGCUUUCCUCCCCGCCAAACGCUGGUGGAAACAGCACUCUGGUGCAGAAUUCCGACCUGCUCAACCGGUACGGGACGCCGACCUUCGGCGGUGCAACGUCAGCGACCAGCACGACGGCGUCCUCGCCCGCGACGCUAGCGACAUCAAACACUCCGCUGAAAGCCGGCCUGACCAAUCAGCAGCAACAGUCCGCGAUCGAAAAUAUGUUUCUCACCUCCGGUGGCAAUGCGGAGGAGAUUCUGCCGAUUCCGGAGCUGUUGGAAAAGUUAAAUCUUCAACUCCAAUUCCCGGACGUGAUCGUCAUGGUGACCAAAGCGGUGUUGGAAUUGCUGUUUACCGAAACCAACUUGUCUUCCGUCAUGAACAUUUUACUCGGGAAGAAAAUCCAGACCUACAAGUCAGAACAGCUAGUGAACGGGAAAAAACAGCGGUCGCCGUUUGUGUCGAACUUAGCGCACAUUCUCUUCACCUUACUGCAGGCAGUGGCGAAGGAGUAUGAACUGCAGUGCAGAGUGCUCCAGUUGAACAGUCAGGAGAAUUCGCUGGAACACAACCUGGAGCAGGGGAGAACACUGAAUCCAAUCACUGUUUGUAGGAGUGGUUUUUCCGUAUUUACAGGUCCACAACAACAGCAGCAACAGCCGCAGCAGGUCACCCUGACGAAUUUUCAGUCCGUUCUUCAAGUGGCGCAAAUCUUGCAACAGGGUCUGGAGAAGAUUUUGGAGGUGAAAAGACAGCAGAAAGCGAUGAGUUUGGCCACUGGGUUUAGGCAAGAGUCAGAAGAAAACAGCCUGGACGUGAACGCCUCGGGGUCCGAUUUGGCACUUCGUGCGUUAAAAGCGGUACUCGGACAGGAAAUUCGCCUGCAGAUGGCGGAGGAAAAGAACAUCACUGCGAAUUCCGGCUCCGGCGCGAUCGCGCAAUUUGAGCUCGACGUGGUCGAAGCAAGAAAAGCAGUCUUGCGUGACAUACUGGCGACACUUUGCUGACAGGGAACUGUAGUGAAGCAGACUCCGAAUUUUAUACUAUUUUCCGACGACACUUCAACUUCUUUUUCAGGACAAUAGCGCGUACGCGUUCUAUUCCCGGCUUCGGCCUAAUAAUCGAACGGAUACAAAGAAAC